Messenger RNA from Pipistrellus kuhlii (Kuhl's pipistrelle), 3425 nucleotides. Its product is annotated as calcium-binding mitochondrial carrier protein SCaMC-1. The transcript has 10 exons. Gene Ontology annotation, biological process: transmembrane transport. NCBI's taxonomy places the organism in Eukaryota, Metazoa, Chordata, Mammalia, Chiroptera, Vespertilionidae. Gene Ontology annotation, cellular component: mitochondrial inner membrane. The record is from RefSeq and is a predicted model, not a curated record. The coding region runs from base 113 to 1546 and encodes 477 amino acids. Gene Ontology annotation, molecular function: calcium ion binding; ATP transmembrane transporter activity.
UCCCCGGCUUGGGUGGGGUCCCCGGCUGCGACCGGAUCCCGGAUCACGCCAGGCCCGGGCAGCCUGUGCGGGAUCCCGGUGCCCUCGCUCGGCCGCCCGCGCCCCGGGGACCAUGCUGGGCCGGCUGCGGGGCUGGGCGCUGCCCGCCGCCGCCUGCCAGGACGCGGGGCCGCCCGGGCGCUACGAGAGCCUGUUCCGGCAGCUGGACCGCAACGGGGACGGCGUGAUCGACAUCGGCGAGCUGCGCGAGGGGCUGCGGAGCCUGGGCAUCCCCCUGGGCCCGGACGCCGAGGAGAAAAUCUUUGUUACUGGUGAUAUCGACAAAGAUGGGAAGCUGGAUUUUCAAGAAUUUAUGCAGUACCUUAAAGACCAUGAGAAAAAAAUGAAAUUGGCAUUUAAGAGCUUGGACAAAAAUAGUGAUGGAAAAAUCGAGGCUUCUGAAAUUAUCCAGUCUUUCCUGAAUUUAGGGAUAAAGAUUUCUGAAAAACAAGCAAAGAAGAUUCUUCAAAGCAUUGAUAGUGAUGGGACGAUGACAGUGGACUGGGAUGAAUGGAGAGACUACUUCUUACUGAAUCCUGUGACAAACAUCGAGGAGAUCGUCCGUUUCUGGAAGCAUUCCACCGGUAUCGACAUAGGCGAUAGUUUAACCAUCCCGGAUGAAUUCACGGAAGAUGAGAAGACGUCGGGGCAGUGGUGGAGGCAGCUCCUGGCGGGCGGCAUCGCCGGCGCCGUCUCCCGCACAAGCACCGCGCCCUUGGACCGUCUCAAAGUCAUGAUGCAGGUCCACGGUUCACAAUCCAAGAAAAUGAACAUAUACAGCGGCUUCCGGCAGAUGGUGAAAGAAGGAGGGAUCCGCUCCCUCUGGAGGGGAAACGGCACAAAUGUUCUUAAAAUCGCCCCGGAGACGGCUCUCAAGUUCUCAGCCUACGAACAGUACAAGAAGAUGCUUACCAGGGAAGGACAGAACAUAGGGACCUUUGAGAGAUUUGUUUCCGGUUCCUUGGCUGGAGCAACCGCACAGACGUUUAUUUAUCCUAUGGAGGUUCUGAAGACCAGGCUGGCCGUGGCCAGAACGGGGCAGUACACCGGCCUAUUCGACUGUGCCAGGAAGAUUUUGAAGCAUGAAGGCAUGGGGGCUUUCUUCAAAGGUUAUAUCCCCAAUAUACUGGGCAUCAUACCUUACGCAGGUAUAGACCUUGCUGUGUAUGAGCUCUUGAAGUCCCACUGGCUGGAACACUUUGCCAAAGACACGGUGAACCCCGGAGUGGCAGUGUUGCUGGGGUGUGGGGCCUUGUCCAGCACCUGCGGGCAGCUGGCCAGCUACCCGCUGGCCUUGGUGAGAACACGCAUGCAGGCUCAAGCCAUGAUAGUAGGAAGCCCACAGCUGAACAUGGUUGGCCUCUUUCGACACAUCAUUUCCAAAGAAGGGGUACCGGGAAUGUACAGAGGCAUCACCCCAAACUUCAUGAAGGUGCUCCCGGCUGUAGGCAUCAGCUACGCGGUUUAUGAAAAUAUGAAACAAGCUUUAGGAGUCACCCAGAAAUGACAUGCUGAACGUUUUUUUUUUCUCUUUAGCACGAUUACACUGAAAUUCUCAAUAAUCUCUAAGAGGGACUUUUUCUCCUAGAAUUGCAAGUUGAUGGCAAAAGAAGUAUUUUUUCCCCCCCACAAAAGGGAAGAGCUUAUCAACGAUCAUUUAAACACUUGGUCUCAAUUUUCUAUAUACAGAAAUGUUUUUAAAAGAAAAAUCAUAGUUUUAAUAAGCUCAUCCAGUUUUGAAAAAGCCAGAAAAUGAAUUUUAUCUCUUCUCCUUAGUCCUUUCUACAAAUCUCUGCCCCGAGUCCUCAGUCUGAAACAUGAACCUGCUUGAACUAACUGUGUUUUGCGUGGUGGAAUCAUAAAUCAUCCGUCGUUAUUGUUGGGUGGUUCAAGUGUAUGCCAGCUUGUCUUUUUCUUAAACGCCAAGAUGAUCAGAAAACCUCAACGUUUAAACUGUUUUAUAUAUUUUGAAUGUCUUUGUAGACUCCUUAACAUUUCCUUAUAGACCUGUUAAUCAAAAGUCACCGUAUGAAAGACAUACCUUCCGGCAGCCAAGUAAGUAUAGGAUUUCUAUCCUUACCUUCCUGUAAGCUGAGUGAGAAUGAACGCACGUGGCUGGAUUUCAAGGCAUGGGGAUACCCUCACCUAUGGAUAUCAUUUUUGUGAUAAAAUAAUACUUAUUCUGUGGCCCAUUUUCUCUUUCCCUUGCACUGUAAUUUAGUUUCCCUUACACUGACUGUCAGCAUAUUCCUGUUACGUUACCAACCCAAGACAACUUAUUUGAAGGGUUCUGUUGCUAUUCUCUCUUGGCUUUGCCAAGUACCAGGACACAAAGCAUUUUUAUGGAGACCAGCGUUUGAAGAGCCUCUCUCGAUUUUUCGUCCUUGGUUUCCUAGGUGAAUCAGAUUUAACCAGGAAGGUUUCUGAGGACCAUUCUUGGUCAUCUGAAAUGCCUUCAUUGCAUGAAGUGGGUUGAUCCCGGGUGGGAGACAACCCCUGUCCUCCCUUCCUGUUGAAUUUCUUUGAACCUGCAAUUCUCCACUUGGGCAGCACAAACCUAAGAGAGUAGAACAUAUUAUUAGUAGCAAAUAUCUUUUUUAAACAAAAGGCCCAAUUUAUGAACAUACACUAUCAUAAUAUCUCUUGCCCCAAGUUUUAGAACAUGUUAUGAUAUAGAAAAUAAUUUUUAAUAUUGAUAGCAUGUUUUUUUAUUUUAUUAGAGCUUUUGGGUUUUUUUUUUUUUGGUAGAACUAUCUUUUCUGAUUUAUGUGAUUCGGGCCUAGUUUAUUAGUUGGAGUUAUUCUUACCAUUUUUUAAAAUUUAGUUUCUAAACUUGUUUGACUUCUAGUAAUUGCUAUUAUAAAUUGUCAACAUUGUCGUGAAAAUCUAGUGACAUAAUAGGCAAUUUACUUUCUUUGAAUCUACCUCUUAUAUUUUACGAACCAAAGAGAAAUGUUGGACUUGUCUUUGUGAAACAUAUUCCAAAAUGUAGUUUUCAUUAUAUGAGUUAUGACUGAUACAUGUCUCAGUAUUUUUAUACUACAUAUAAGCAUGGGACUCUUAUUCUUUUGGGUGGUUUGUACUUUGGAGUAAUACAUAAUAAUAUUAAGGUACAUGAUUAGCUCUUUUUUUUUACUCAUAAAAAAUUAUGGAAUGGACAACUGACAUUUCAAGCUACUGAAAAAUUAUCAUUGUUCAUGAUGAAUUUAAAUUGUGUGCUAUUUAACAUUUGUAAGGAGUGAGUGUGAUUCAGCUGUGCAUCUUGUAUCUUUUGAAACAGUGAUUUUGUAUCUUUUGAAAAGAGCCCCGAGUUGAAGAUAGAUUAUUUCUGGCAUUAGUGAAUACUUAGUUUCCAUUUAUAUUAAAAAUAUAUAUGUAUUUGUUUU